Molecule: messenger RNA, 669 nt
Organism: Rasamsonia emersonii CBS 393.64
Lineage: Eukaryota; Fungi; Ascomycota; Eurotiomycetes; Eurotiales; Trichocomaceae
Product: Mitochondrial distribution and morphology protein 12
Exons: 1
Biological process (GO): phospholipid transport; mitochondrion organization
Cellular component (GO): ERMES complex
Molecular function (GO): lipid binding
Source: RefSeq, a predicted model, not a curated record
GGCGAUCCUACUGUCGGCUUCAACGAGCAUGCAGCUUCGUCGCUUCCUCCGCACCACGAGAAUGAGAGGGUUCAUGAGGGCCCGUCCAUCGCUGCACAACCUCAUCGACCUCCCCGACACAUGCGCGAACGCCGACCCGAAGAUUUCCAAGUCAUCUGUCACGUGAAAUACGCAGGAGAUGUCAAACUGUGUCUGACGGCGGAAAUCCUGCUCGACUAUCCCAUGCCUAGUUUCGUCGGACUGCCGCUGAAGCUGAACAUUACGGGCCUCACGUUUGAUGGAGUUGCCGUUGUCGCGUACAUCCGGAGACGUAUGCACCUCUGCUUCUUGUCACCGGAGGACGCAGACGCCCUGCUCGGACCGGAGGAAGCGCUGCGCGAAAGAGAAGAUCGUUCUCCCGCCGCGCAUAAUCAUCCUGGCGCUGAGGGCGUUGACAAUCGUCCGCGCGGCGACGCAUCCGCAUCCGCAUCAGCGUCAGCCGCUUCCUCAAGAAGGCGUUUCGGCAGUCUGCUCCAGCACAUCCGAGUCGAGAGCGAGAUCGGCCGCAAGGAAAACGGGAAGCAAGUCCUGAAAAACGUUGGCAAGGUCGAGCGAUUCGUCCUGGACCAAGUGCGUCGCAUCUUUGAAGACGAAUUCGUUUAUCCGAGCUACUGGACAUUCCUCAUAUGA